Rhagoletis zephyria (snowberry fruit fly) is the source of this 429-nucleotide messenger RNA. RefSeq lists its product as uncharacterized. NCBI's taxonomy places the organism in Eukaryota, Metazoa, Arthropoda, Insecta, Diptera, Tephritidae. The record is from RefSeq and is a predicted model, not a curated record.
AUGGAUGCGAACACUGUUAAUCCAGCACCUGCUUCUACGCAGCAACCUAAUGAUUGGAAAAUGGUGUCUAAGAGCCGUCGUCCAAAGCUUACGAAGCCUUUAAUUAUUGGUUCUAAUAAUAACAAGGAAUUAAGUGUUAUUUCUCAACAGAAAUGGCUCCAUGUGGCCUCAUUUUCUACUAAUGUCACAGCAGCGAACAUCAUCAGUUACGUAUCCAAACAUGCUGAUAUUGAUGCCAAAUUUCUGAACUGCUACUUGCGUAUAAAAAAGGAUGCCAAUCUUGAUGAAUUGAGAAAAGUUAAUUUUAAAUUAGGAGUUUCUGAGUGUUUCAAUGAUAAAUUGCUGAAUGCUGAUAUCUGGCCUGCGAACGUUAAGAUUCGACCAUUUUGGUUUUUUCCUAAGGGCGAUGCACCAGAACUAAAUCCUUAG